Molecule: messenger RNA, 1816 nt
Organism: Quercus lobata
Lineage: Eukaryota; Viridiplantae; Streptophyta; Magnoliopsida; Fagales; Fagaceae
Product: UDP-N-acetylmuramoyl-tripeptide--D-alanyl-D-alanine ligase-like
Exons: 3
Coding region: 148-1758 (536 amino acids)
Biological process (GO): cell wall organization; biosynthetic process
Molecular function (GO): UDP-N-acetylmuramoyl-tripeptide-D-alanyl-D-alanine ligase activity; ATP binding
Source: RefSeq, a predicted model, not a curated record
GCAUGAGAUUGUGAUACUUCAACUUCAUACUCAAUACACUUUCUCAGUUUUAGUGACACAUAAGCCUUCAACUUCAUUUGUUUAAGCGAACAAAGACUUCUUAUGUGUUUCUGUAAGUUGAAGGGUUUAGGGUUUUAGAUUGAACCCAUGAAAGCAACACCAAGUCCAAGCCCUUCUUUUCUUCAAGCACCCAGAAUCCCCAAACCCAGAUACUCAUAUUCAACACCACACAACAGGCACAAGCACAAGCACAAGCUCCCCACUUCCCAUUUUAGCAUUAGGCUUUUAGCAUCCCAAAACCCCACAAAUUCUUGCCCCCAAAAUGCCCAUUAUCAUGAUCCAGGAAACUCAUCCCUUUUCUUCUGGACUGCCACAGAGAUAGCUGAAGCUGUAAAUGGCAGAGUUGUAAAAUGGGGUCCUCCUGGAACCAUUUCUACAGACACCAGAACCCUUGAACCCAAUCAAUGGUUCUUUGCCAUUGCUGGCCAAAACUUCGACGCCCAUGAUUUCAUAAACCCUGAAUUAUCAGAAAAAGGAUGUGUCGGAGUUAUUGGUAACCGGGUUUGUGAGAAUUGGGACAAGGGUUUUGUGGAAAUCAAUGGUGACACUGUGAGUUCAUUGAUGAAGAUGGCUUAUUAUGCAAGGAACAGAUUCAAUGGAGCAGUAGUGGGAGUGACUGGUAGCGUGGGAAAGACUACAACAAAGAGUAUGAUAGCUCUUGCUCUUGAAAGUCUAGGAAACCCGGUUUAUCAAAGUCCCGGGAAUUGGAAUAAUAGGAUUGGAGUUGCUUUGUCAUUGAUUGGGAUUCCUAGAAAUGCAGGGGUUGUGGUUUUGGAAAUGGGAAUGAGUACAAAGGGAGAGAUUUUGGAGCUUGCAAGGAUGGCUAGGCCGUCAAUAAGGGUGAUUUUGAAUGUGGGCGCUUCGCAUUUGGAGAAUUUUUCGAGUUUAGAGGAGGUUGCAAUGGCGAAAGGGGAGAUACUAGUGAAUGCGAAGCCAGGGGAUGUGUGUGUUUUGAAUGCUGAUGAUCCAUUAGUUAUGAGCCUUCCUAUUCCAUAUGGGGUUAAAAAGGUGCUCUUUGGUCGGAGUGAGGGCUGUGAUGUUCGGUUGAUUGUUGCUGAAAAUGUUGACGGAGGUCUGGGAGUUCGAGUUGUACUAGAGAAAAAUAAAGAGAAGGUGGAAUUUCUAAUUCCUAGUCCAGGUCUGCAGCUGGCACUCAAUGCAUGUGCAGCAGCGGCGGUUACAACUCUCUUGGGGGCUUCUCUUUUUGAAGUUGGGAUGUGCUUGUCAAGAUUUUAUCCUGUUCACAUGAGGUUGGAGCUUGAAGUUGCCAAAAAUGGCAUCAAAAUACUAAAUGAUGUCUACAAUGCCAAUCCUGUUAGCACCAAAGCUGCCAUAGACUCACUAAAAAGCAUUGAUUGCUGUGGUAAAAGGGUUUCCAUACUUGGAGACAUGCUAGAACUUGGCUCCAUGGAGAUUGAGUCUCAUCAGAUGAUUUUAAACCAUUGUUGUGACUCCCAGAUUGACUUAGUUGGCCUUGUUGGGAAGAGGUUCUUUGCAGCAGCUGAGAAUUUGAAUUUAUUUGAUAAGAUAGAUACUGUACAUGCCUAUGAUGCAGCAAACCUUGCAUUAGAAAUCAUAAAGAGGCUAGAUUGUAAUGAUGUUGUUUUAGUGAAGGGUAGCCGUGCAAUGAAAAUGGAGAGAGUAGCUGAUGCAAUAAAAGCUAUGGAUAUUCAGAUCCAUGUGAAUUGUGAUAUUUAAUUUCAUAUUAAGAAAGCUUCAGAUUUCAUUGGAUAAAAUUGCUUCUUUUUACAGUUCA